This is a messenger RNA of Racocetra fulgida, 1670 nucleotides long. The record is from the annotation of a GenBank genome assembly. NCBI's taxonomy places the organism in Eukaryota, Fungi, Glomeromycota, Glomeromycetes, Diversisporales, Gigasporaceae.
AUGUCUUUAACUCCAAUUGCCACAAAGCGUCCUCCUAGCCCAACUGACAAAGACGACGUGAAGAAGAAAAAAAAUAUUGACGCGCAAUAUGCAUUAGAACUAAAAUUAUCUGAGCCGUCUGAACGUCCAAGUGUUGGAACCGCUGGAAGAAAACUUCCCAACACUGCCUUGCUUCAUUAUGGCUUUGUCGUGGUACCUGAUGCAAAGACUCCUUUGAAAACAAAGCUUUUUUCUCAGUUGGCUUCUCAGGGUACUUUUGGAAACACGAGUUCUGUAUUUGAUGGAAAUAGCGCUAUCUAUACAUGUGUUCCCUUACCAAUCGGUGAUGACAAAGAAUUUUCCAUUCAGAUAUCAUUACCAGCUGAAGGCCGAAUGAAAGAAAAAAAGUUUCUCGUGACAAUCCGUAAGAUAGAAAAGAUAGAAAUGGAUCGACUCAUCGAAUACCUUAAAGAAAAAUGUAUAAUGACAAGUCAAAUCCCAACUUGUAUUACGAUUCUUAACACCGUGUUGAAUUAUGGUCCAAGAAAAAAUUUUGCUGUCGUGAAGCAAGGAAUUUUCCCAGAUGACUUUAAUGAAAGGCCUAUCAUUUUGACUGGUGGUAUCGAAUUGAAAAUCGGAUUUUGUCAAUCUAUGAGACCAGGAUGGGAUAAUAUGUUGGUGAAUGUCGACGUAUGUGCUGGCCUUUUUUAUCCGGCAGUAUCGCUGAUCGAGUUUUGUCGACAAAUUUUAAACAAGCAUGAUGUUAACGACCUCAGACGAGGAAUUAAUGAUUAUGAGAUGCGCGAACUUGAACGUGCUUUUAAAGGCAUCAAAGUUCGAGUUACACAUCGUGGUGAUCGUAAACCGGUAAUUAAGGUGGAGCGACUCUCUUCUAAAGCUGCGGACGAUCUUUACUUCAAAAAUGAAAAAGAAGGUCAACGAUACGAAAAAACCCUCAGUGAUAGAGCUAGAGCGGAUAUGAUAAGAAAGACGGCUUUACCCCCUCAAGAUCGCUUUCAUCAAAUAGAAGAAGGUAUUCAUCAUGUUUUCAAUCAUAAAAAUGAUGAAAAUCUUAAAGAUUUUGGCAUAGAAGUUGACUCAAAAAUGAUGGUGCAAAUCAUUAUCAUCAUUAUCCCAAAGAAAUCGUGCGAUAUUUACGGAAAAAUUAAACGAAUUUCCGAUACCGAACUUGGCAUUCCGACACAAUGCAUCCUCUCCGAUAAAUUGAGGAGACCUAAUAAUAAGGCUUGUUGGAAUAAUAUUGCUCUGAAAGUGAAUGCUAAAUUGGGUGGACGUAACUCAACACUUGUCGAAGGCCAAUUAGAAUAUGUAACCAAUAUAAAAAUUCCUACAAUGAUCAUGGGCGCUGAUAUUUCACACCCUGGCCCUGGUCAAACAAUGCAACCGAGCAUUGCUGCUGUCUGUGCUUCGAUGGAUGUUAAUGGCACAACAUACUGCGGUCAAGUCAGCGUUAACGAAGAAAGACGAAACGAAACGAUAGAAAAUAACAAAAAUAAUGGUUGUCUACCUCAUAGAAUGAUUUUCUAUCGUGACGGUGUUAGCGAAGGCCAAUUUUCUGGUGUCGUAAAAAAAGAAGUUAUUGCUAUAAAGAGAGCAUUCGAAAAAUUGUAUGAGCAAGGAAAGGCUCCUCUGUUGACGUUCAUUGUUGCUCAAAAGAAACAUCACACUAG